AUGGCAGAAGUCACAGCAGCAGCAGCCGUAACAUUGGAGACCCCGCCAUGGUGGGCGGCGUUUCCUGCUCCCAAGGCCAAGUCGCCGGAAAUCGAAGCAGAUGAGGUGAUGGGGUUGCUUGAGGCUCAAGAUGCCGCAGGCAACGACACACCUCGAGAUUUCCUGCUCGUCGAUGUGCGCCGGCACGACUUUGAAGGCGGCACCAUCUCAACGUCGAUUAAUUUUCCCGCCCAGUCCCUUUAUCAGACAAGACCAAUCAUUCAUCAGCUAUGCAAACAAGCCGGUAUCAAGCGUGUUGUAUUUUACUGCGGAAGCAGCAGUGGCCGUGGUCCCCGAUCAGCGAACUGGCUGCAGGACUAUUUUGACGAGAUUGGCGAAACUUCUGUGCAGGCCGUCAUUCUCAAAGGCGGCAUCAAGGGCUGGGUUCGUAGGUAUGGCAGCCACAUGAUGGACUGGUAUGACGAGAAGGCCUGGGCCGGUCUCGACAAAUAG
Colletotrichum orchidophilum is the source of this 492-nucleotide messenger RNA. RefSeq lists its product as uncharacterized. The coding region runs from base 1 to 492 and encodes 163 amino acids. The transcript has 2 exons. Gene Ontology annotation, cellular component: nucleus; cytoplasm. NCBI's taxonomy places the organism in Eukaryota, Fungi, Ascomycota, Sordariomycetes, Glomerellales, Glomerellaceae. Gene Ontology annotation, molecular function: protein tyrosine phosphatase activity. The record is from RefSeq and is a predicted model, not a curated record.